AUGACCAGGUUCACUGGAGGGGGACAGGGAAACCUAUGCCUUGGCGGCCACGACAUUUUUGCUGCUGUGAGGGAGAACAGUCCGACAGGGGAAUUUGUUGCAAAAAUAAACAUAGAAGGAGACCCGGGGACCAGCACUGUGCGACUGUGUCUCACUGGAGAGAAUGCCGAUUGGUUUUUCCUAGAGGGUCAAAAUAUCAGACUGAAUUCCUCUUCCACAAGGGGCCUGGAUCGGGAGGCACUUGGUUCCAUCUUAAUGGCGUUCUUGACCUGCUAUGAAGAUGACAUAGUGCAGAGCCAGUAUAGAAUCAUGGUUGAGAUCUUAAAUGACAAUGAUAACAAGCCAAGGUUUGUGGAGAGGACAAUACAGCCACUGUACAUGAGUGAGCUGAUUACUGUAAACUCAGAAGCUUUUGCUGUGAAGGCCAAAGAUGCUGAUGGAGACACCAUUUUAUACGUACUUGAUCACAUGUCUCCUGAUGCCAGCUACUUCCGAAUAGACUUUCCCAACAGCGGUAAAGUCACUCUGGACAAACCUCUGGACUAUGAAACAAAAACUCAGCUUGAGGUGGUGAUAUAUGCAGUGGAGAUGAACACCAAAGAGAAGUUUAACACCACGGCCACAAUCAUCGUGAAUGUUGUGGAUGGAGAUGACAUGUACCCACAGUUUUUGCCCUGCACUCUGAUAUCGCCUGGCCAGGAUGGCACCAUCUGUACAAACCCCUUAUACACCGUCAACAUCACAGAGAUGGAAGAGGGCAGUGUCUUGCACUUCUCACCUGGCCCUGUUUAUGCUGAAGAUGGGGAUAAGGGCAUCCAGGCCCCCCUCACCUACACCCUGCUCUCGGGGGAUGACGAGGGGAGAUUCAUAAUCAGCAGUGACAGUGGAGAGAUCACACUCACCAGGCGCGUGAAGAACAGACUGCUGACUCCCACCUACACAAUGCGCAUUAUGGCUGCCCAGAAGGAUGACCCCAAGAAGUACACAGUGGCAAUGGCACUUGUACAAGUUCAAGCUGUGAACCACUUUCCACCUCAUUUCAACAAAACCACCUACAAAGGCUUUGUAUUAGAGAACUCCAGUCCAGCAGCCUUGGUGUCCACGUAUGGGAACGACGUCCUGGUGGUGCAAGCCAUUGACCGAGAUUUCAGAGAUGGAGUCAAUCCCAGGGUGACAUACUCCCUUCAGCCAAAAAGCUCUGGUACAGAUCUUUACCACAUCACCCAGGAGGGCAUCAUCAUUGCCAAGACAGACCUACUCCAGCCAUACUCCAGACACAUCCUCAAGGUAUUAGCAACGGAUCAAGAAAGUGGUGAGACUGCACAAGCGUCAGUUGACAUAGAGGUUCUGCAGAAAGGUCAAUCAGUCCCCCGGAGUCAGUUUGGAGAAGAGCGGCUGUUCAGUGACGUGGACGCAGGCCUGGCCGGUGGCAUCGCGGGGGUGGUCUUGCUGCUGGCCAUCGCAGCACUGUGUCUCUUCAUUCGGAUGGUGCGGAGGUGUAAGGACGGAAGGCACGGCCCGGCAGAGAGAGGCUCGGUGGCCCUGGGGAAGCAUCCGAACGUGGAGCCCUCGUCGCCCCGCUUCAGUCACCGAGAACCUUAAGGACAAUGAACAGGGUGGACGGUUUAUGGACAACUCCACCAUGACGGGGACAUGUGUGAGAGAGACGUUCCAGACCUAACCGGACAGACAGACAUACCAGAUUUAAUGGUUACGUCUUUUCCAUGUAUAUUAUUUUUUUAUAUAAUGUUAUGAUUAUGUGUUUGGAGAAAUUGAAAUUUUUGACACUAUGGUAGCUCUAUGUUGUGCCAUUGCAAUGCAUUUUCACGUCUGCUUAACCUCAUGUCCAACUUCUGGAGCCAACUUUUUCAGUGACAAAUCGUUCAACAAUACUUAGUACUGUACAUCUUGACAUAAACAGUGGUUAAAACUACA
Engraulis encrasicolus (European anchovy) is the source of this 1935-nucleotide messenger RNA. It is a transcript of the gene cdhr5-rs, whose product is annotated as cadherin-related family member 5, related sequence. Gene Ontology annotation, biological process: homophilic cell-cell adhesion. Bases 1 to 1602 code for a protein of 533 amino acids. Gene Ontology annotation, cellular component: membrane; cell-cell junction. Gene Ontology annotation, molecular function: calcium ion binding. The transcript is spliced from 14 exons. Lineage: Eukaryota; Metazoa; Chordata; Actinopteri; Clupeiformes; Engraulidae. The record is from RefSeq and is a predicted model, not a curated record.